This is a messenger RNA of Megalops cyprinoides (Indo-Pacific tarpon), 2145 nucleotides long. RefSeq names its product solute carrier family 39 member 5 (gene slc39a5). The coding region runs from base 80 to 1843 and encodes 587 amino acids. Gene Ontology annotation, cellular component: membrane. The transcript is spliced from 12 exons. NCBI's taxonomy places the organism in Eukaryota, Metazoa, Chordata, Actinopteri, Elopiformes, Megalopidae. The record is from RefSeq and is a predicted model, not a curated record. Gene Ontology annotation, molecular function: zinc ion transmembrane transporter activity. Gene Ontology annotation, biological process: zinc ion import across plasma membrane; BMP signaling pathway; intracellular zinc ion homeostasis.
GCGUUUGAGAAUGCUGCCUUUACGGAUUGUUUGAGCUGUCCAUCAACUGCCGUCGCUUGUGAAAUUGCUAUAUUUAAGGAUGACAGUGGCCUGGAGUGGUAGAAUGGUCUUCUGGCUGUGCGUGCUGAUAGCGCUGUGCUUUGAGAUAAACACGAGCUGGAGUCUACAGGUGGCCGUUCAUGCCGCAGAGGUGGACAAGCAGCAAUGGAAUGAGAAGCCGGGGAUAUUUAAUAGCAGCAAGGCAGAGCAUUUAGGACUAGAACACUUGGAGGAGGCAUUUGAGGAACAGGGCUAUUACCUGCAGAGGCUGUUUCUGCAGUACGGGGAGAACGGGACGCUGACCUUCGGCGGGCUGCAGAAGCUCCUGGGCAGCCUGGGUCUGGGCGAGGUCAGCGUGCUGGAGAUCAGCCACCAGGGCCUGAGGCAAACCUCCCUCUCCUCCCAGCACCUGCACGCCCAUGAGAGCCAGCCGCCACAUCCCGAGAGCAGCUGGCAGGAUGGGACCGUUUGGGAGAAAAGGACCGCAGACAACACCAAAAAUGCCCAUACCAGCGGUGGACCUCUGACUGGUGUAAAUGAGGGAGUGGAUCACCCCGGGUUACCCUCUGUCCCCCAUCUCCAGCCGGGCCAAAGGCAGUUUGGGAAGCCUUCCCUUGUGCUGGAUCACCCCAUGAAGAACCACCUGCAUGGCAAUUGUCUGAAUGUCAGUCAGCUCCUGUGGAACUUCGGCCUAGGAAAAGCUUCCCAUAUCACCCCUGCACACUUCACCUUCCUGUGCCCCGCCCUACUCUACCAGAUUGACAGCGGGGUCUGUCUGCGGCACCCCGAGGGACGGGGGCAAGAGGCAGGAAGGGGCGAGUCUUUCCUUAAAGCUCUGGGGUGGGGUUCCCUGGCUCUGGUGGUGAUUAGUUUGCCCUCCUUGCUAGCCCUGGGUCUUAUACCCCUCCUGCCCCCGGCCCGCCUCCAUACCCUCCUUUGCCCGAUGGCGGCCCUGGCCGUGGGCACACUGUGUGGCGAUGCCCUGCUGCAUCUCCUGCCUCAUACGAGGCCAGGAUUGCAUUCUGAGUCAGAGCAGCGGGAUUCUGUGCUGAAAGGCCUCAGCGUGCUCGGCGGCCUCUACCUGCUCUUCCUGGUGGAGAGCAUUUUAGGGCUGCGGCGCCACUCUAAGAGGAGGGUCAAGAGGAAGCAGAAGGGUUCCUCCAGUGCAGACCGGGAUGGAGACCCAGAGAAGGAGCUGACUGCAUUAGAAGGUACGACCCCUCUAGAGGAAACUCAGCACUCUGAUGAUCUAAACACAGUGGAGCAUGGACACGGUCAUUCCCACAGCCACCCGGCCCAGGGGAAUGCUGGGAUGGGCAGCCUGGUGUGGAUGGUGGUCAUGGGGGAUGGAAUCCACAAUCUCACUGAUGGGCUGGCUAUCGGAGCGGCUUUCUCUCAGAGUCUGGCGGGGGGUCUGAGCACCACUGUGGCUGUCUUCUGUCAUGAGCUCCCCCAUGAACUGGGUGACCUGGCGGUUUUGCUGGGAGCGGGCUGGCCCGUGCGCCGGCUGCUGCUGUUCAGCGGGAUCUCAGCUGCGCUGGGCCUCGUGGGCCUGCUAGGGGGCGCUGUCCUGGGGCACCACUCCGCCUCGCUGUCGCCCUGGAUCUUGGCGCUCACCGCCGGGGUCUUCCUCUACGUGGCGCUCGCUGACAUUGUGCCCGAGAUGCUGCACGGAGACCCCGGCCCAACGCGACCUCUGACCCGCUUCCUCCUGCAGAACCUGGGCCUGCUGACGGGAGGCGGUAUCAUGCUGUGCAUCGCGCUCUUUGAGGAGGACAUCGCCUUCAACCUUGGGGACGUCUGAGCGAGGAGAGGGAGGGGCUGGGAGCGUAAAGCCGCAGCUGAACUCUGUCCUGCCAGGAGCGCCAGCCAUGAUGCGCCCUGGUGACUUUGCCCCAUUUCAAUUGGCUGGGUCCCAUUUUAGGGACGUCAAGCCUUCUUAACACUGCACCACUGUGGAGACACUGUGUGGGGAAUCUCCACUGGUGUCAUGGAUCUCUGUAAAGUUCUCUUAAGGGCUUGUAUAAGAACAGCCAAAGACAAAGAGUGAACCAGUAUUUUGGGAAUGAAUUCACAGCGUCUGUAAAAACAGGACAUGUUCCCACC